AGAACAUGAGUGGAAACACAGAGAAGCCAGUGAUGGAAGAAGACAGCCAGAACAAGUCAUGUCAAAUAGAAACCGAGACAUUGCUUAACAGACUUCAUCUUCAAGGCAAAAUUCAACAAAAGUUGUCACCGGCAGAUUUUCUUCAAAUACGUCCACCUGUGAAACAGAUUGACCAUGUAGAAUCUGAGAAAGAUCUAGCUCACACUUUUCUCCAUAGGCUGAUAAUGUUGGACUACAGGGCCAGAUAUAUUUCUGUAAGAUCAAGCUGUAAGACCAAGGUGUCGUUCAAAGCCUCCUCCAGUGACUGGGAUGUUUUUGUGAGCAGCAGUGUGGACACACAUAAGAAAGAGCAGACUUCUGUGCAUCCAAUGGACAUUCAGAUGGCAGUAUUCCACUGCGCAGACAGCUUCCUGAAACAGAUGAUGAUUACAAAGCUCUCUCAGUGUCAGUAUGCCUUACCUUUGCUUGUUCCUGACCCAGUCACAAACAAGAUUCAGUUUCCUCUGUGGACUUUCAGAGAAAUAACAAAAACCUGGAAGCUAACUCGGUGUGAUUCAAAGAUCGUCACCAUGAAGAGUGUUCCAGUCUACAAAGCUGAAACGCCCUUGGUGUCAUUUUUCCGUCUGGGUUCUUUGUCAGUGUCUAAAUCUCAGCUGAUGAACACUUUGAUCAACAACCGUCACGACACCUUCUUCCACAGAAACUGCCCAGGAAGCACCAAGUCUCGCUGUUUGAUGGAUGGUGUGGCAGAGAUUGCCUGGUACUGCCCUGCUGGAAAACCCAAUGAUGCCUUCAAUGACUGCAUUGCCUUUUGUAAUCUCCAUGGUGACGCUCUAUUGACUGAAAAACAGCGUGACAUACUUAUUGAAAAAUCCUCCAUUAAUGUUUUUCUUUUGGCAUCUCUGCAAAACAAUGAAGAAAGUCGAGCACUCAUAUCUUGUGUUUUUAAGUCUCAUAAGCCUCUCAUUUGUCUCACUGUUGAUGACAGUUGUGAUGCUGUUAAGACAAAAAAUGGAAAGUACAUAAUGGGCCUCAAAGACCGAAACCAGCCAGAUGUAUCUGAACACCUGAAAAGCAUCAUUAGAGAAAUUUUAACUUCUCUUGAUGGUCCCAUUUUGAAACCAUCCUUCCAGCUUGAAACCAUGGCUGAGCUCUCUGGAAUCAGAGUGGAUGAAACUGACUCAGCCUGUCAAAGAGGGAAAUCUGCUGCUAUGAAAAUAAUCAAUCUGCUUACAAAGGAUAACAUGGAUGUCUCAAAGAUCAAAGAUGAAUUUCUCCCUUGCCAAGGCCAACUGUGGCAUCAGUGGAGCAAAAUACACAAAGAACUGUUUCAUCUCAGAGGAAACAUUGAAAUGGAGAAAAGUCAAAAGCAACAAGAACUGAUGAAUAUACGUCAGGAACAAUGUGCUGCUUCCUGCAGUAAACUGAUGGAGUUGUUCACUGGAAGUCUCUCAUCAUUGCCGCCAACAGAGAAAAAGUAUUUCCUAAAAUGGACUCAGAUCUUCAUAGAUGCCAUCUGCACAGAUGAUCUUUCUUCAAUUCUCCAAAGUUAUGAUGAAAAGUGGUCUGAGGUCUUGACUUUGAAGAACAAAUGGGACAAAUCAGAUCUGUUAUUAAGAAAACAAACUGAACUUGAAUACAUAUCAAAGAAACUUCAGUCUGUAACUUUUGGUUUGGAGCACAUCUUCAGAGAAAUGGGACAGAUCUAUGAAGCCCAUAAAACAACACAAAGAGAAAACAGAGACACUGACUGGUCUCAAUACCCUGAGCUGGCUGCACAGCUGAUGAUAUCAGGACACCCGAUGGAGCUGAUGGAUGGUGAUGCAGGUCAUGUGCCUUUAACAUGGAUCUCCAGUCUUUUAGAAGAAGUCAUCAAGAAACUGGGGGACCAGAGAGUUUUUGUGUUGUCAGUUUUGGGCCUACAAAGCAGUGGAAAAUCUACAAUGCUGAACACUAUGUUUGGGCUGCAGUUUGCAGUGAGUGCUGGCAGGUGCACCAAAGGUGCCUUCAUGCAGCUGCUCAAAGUAUCAGAGGAGAUGAAGAAAGACUUGAAGUUUGACUAUGUUCUAGUGGUGGACACUGAAGGACUGCGUGCUCUUGAGUUAGAAGGUAACAACACUCUUCAUCAUGACAAUGAACUGGCAACAUUUGUUGUUGGUCUGGGAAACCUGACACUGAUCAACAUCUUUGGAGAGAAUCCAUCUGAGAUGCAAGACAUUCUGCAGAUUGUUGUUCAGGAUUUUAUGAGGAUGAAGAAAGUUAAACUUUCUCCCAGUUGUGUGUUUGUUCACCAGAAUGUCACAGAUGUUGCAGCAGCAGAGAAAAACAUGGAUGGAAAGAGACGCCUGCAGGAAAAACUGGACCAGAUGGCCAAACUAGCAGCUGAAGAGGAAGUUUGUGAUGAAGAGUGCUUCAGUGAUGUCACUGAAUUUGAUGUUCAAAAAGAUGUGAAAUACUGUGCCCAGCUAUGGGAGGGCAGUCCACCCAUGGCUCCUCCAAAUCCAGGUUACAGUGAGAGCAUCCAGGAAGUGAAGAACACCAUCCUCUCUAAAGCUUCAAAGUCUGCUGGGAUCACUCUCUCACAGUUCAAAACAAAGAUUCAGGACCUGUGGACUGCACUGCUGAAUGAAAGUUUUGUUUUCAGUUUUAAAAGCACACUUGAAAUUGCAGUGUACGAAAAUUUGAUGGCCCAGUAUGGGAGCUGUACCUGGACCCUGAGGAGCAACAUGUUAACCAUUGAAAAUCAACUUCACAACAGAAUUGAAAAUGGAAAACUUGAUGAGGUUGAUGAGUUUUAUCUUUUUAAAGAAACAAGCAAAAUAUAUGAAAAAAUCAAAAAAGAAAAGAAAAUGUACUUGAAGCACAAAGAGAAAGUGAUCAUGGCUCAGUGGCAAGAACAUGAAAAUAAAAUCAAUGAGCUCUGUAAAGAACAGGUGAACAGAGUGAAAGUAAAACUGGAUGGAGUUAUCCACCACAGAAAAGCUCAUAAAAUUACUCAUGAUAGGAAAUCAGAGUUUGAGAACAAGUUGCUACAGAAGAGCAAAGAGCUCGCUCAGCAGCUGAAGGAUAAGGCCAAAGAUGAAGAAGAGCUUCAGAGACAGUUCAGCUCUGUUUGGAGCGGCUGGGUUACUGAACUAACAGCAGAUAUAAAACCUGUCGAAGACAUCAACUUGAGAGAAGAUCAGUUAAUGAUCCUUCAAGAACUUGGUUUUGAGUUAUCUCUCAUAGAUGAAUGUAAAACAAGUGGCAGAUACAAGAAAAUAUCGGAGCUUGGUGAUUAUUCAGAUUAUAUAAUGAAACGUGGACAAACACAUCUGAGACCAGUGAUUGAUGCUUACCAAAAAUACAAAUCAAGUGGUGUUUUUGCGUAUGAAGAACAACAACAGAUCAGAUCACUCGUUGACAAGGCUGAAAAAGAGUCACUUGAUGCAAUCCAAAGCAAACCUGUAGCCACAAGAGGCUACACAUCAACUUACUUGAUUCAAGGGGCCAAUCAUGUAACAGAAGAAGUGCAGAAAUUUCUGUCAGAGAAGAAAUACACUUUGAAGAAGGAGUUUACAGUUGAUCUCUUACUGUAUGUGUUCUACAGGGCAAAAAGUUGGCUCCUAGAGUCCCAUAAGAAAUUCAAAGUGAUCAAUGAUGCAAUCACUUAUUUAGAUGCCAAGAAAACACAGUAUUACAGAGUCUUUAGAAGUUUUUGUAAAGGAAACUCAUCUGCUGUUGUGUUUGGAGAACUGAUCUGUGAGAAGCUGAAAGCUUCCACUGUUGAGGCUGUCUGUAACAAGACUGCCAUUGAUCUCGCUGGAAGGAUGAUGUGUAAUUUCCCAGCAUUCAAUGGGAACAGACUGAACUUGGAGAAACAUGUGUUGAAGUCACUCGCUGAGAAAGAAGACUUUGAUGAUUUCAUCACCUACAUCACAAAUCCAAGGAAACAAACAGAAGCUUUCAUCAAAGCAGAAGUUGAGAAGCACAUCUUCAGAGAUCACAAAGAUGAAGCUGUGAAUAUACUCAAGAAAAAUGUUGAUGACAUCAAAAAAAGUGUGACUCAAGCGUUAUUUACUACAACACAAAAAGUCCAAAAUCAGAGAGGAGACACAGAAAUGUGGUUGAAAGAAUUUUCUAAUGUCUUAAAGGAUGAGCUGACAUUGGACAACAUUUGUUCUGAAAACUUCAGCGACAUAAACAAUUUUCACUUUCUCAAGGAAGAGAUACAGAAAGGACUUACAUGCAUCACUGAGAAGAUGAGCAGCCUCUCCCUGUAUAAGCUGAAUGAAUCCAGGCUGAAGCCUGAAGAAAUCCUCAUAGAUCAGCUUUGUAACUGUUGCUGGGAAAAGUGUCCAUUCUGUUUAGCUGUUUGUACCAACACCAUGAAAGAUCACAGUCCUGAUGACCACAGCACUCCUUUUCAUCGACCUGAUGGGAUAAAAGGAUAUCCCUGUAGAGAAACUGGAGAGCUCAGGGUCAUUUUCUGCACAACACUUGUUACAAGUGAAGAAGGUUUUUACCUUAGCUCUGACCCAGAGAAAGCCAUUCCCUACAAACAGUACAAAACUGCUGGUCCACCGUAUGAUACCUGGAGCAUCACCCCUGAUGGGGCUAAACUGGCAUAUUGGAAAUGGUUUGUUUGUCGAUUUCAAAUGAAACUGGAAAAUCACUAUGGGAAAAGGUUCCAGGGCAGUGGAGUAGAUCAGUGGAAAUAUAUAUCUAAAGAAGAAGCCAUUAGAAGUCUGGAAAUGUUUAAAUGA
Neolamprologus brichardi is the source of this 4745-nucleotide messenger RNA. Its product is annotated as interferon-induced very large GTPase 1-like. Lineage: Eukaryota; Metazoa; Chordata; Actinopteri; Cichliformes; Cichlidae. The record is from RefSeq and is a predicted model, not a curated record. Gene Ontology annotation, molecular function: GTP binding.